AUGUCGAAUCCGCUCCACCAAAAAAGCACGGGUGAAGCGGCGUCGCAGCCUCCCACCACCGCUUUUGGACACCUGCGACAAAGGUCCAGGCAAGCAUGUAUCCCAUGUCGCCAGCGUAAACGGAAGUGCGAUGGCAGAUUGCCAUGCUCUACUUGUACCGGGUAUGGCUAUGAGUGCCAUUACAAAUGUACCAACCACCAUGAGGACAACAGCGGUAAUGCCAAUGGCCAGAGAGCCAAUGCUACUACCAACAAUGCCAAACGGACAUCCUCGACAGCUGCUGUGGACGAGUCCUCGACGCAGCUGCUUCCAGCCAAGAAGGCAGUUCGCCUUACUGAAGAAGCUAGGGAAGGCACAGUGCUUCUACCCAAGCAGCAGCAAGAGACGCUUAAUUACAAGCCACCCCCAAACGGCAUACUGGAGCCGUCCAAGUCCAGAUAUAUGGGUCGACAUUCAUCUGUCGCUUUUCCACGAUGGCUGGGCUUGAAUUUGCAAUCGACCACCCCUCCGCGGUUGCAUUCUUUCGCAUACAAUACGGGGAUCAGGAGAGAGCCCGGUUAUGGAGUGCGCUUCCAGCUGGUAGAGUUCAUACCCUGGGAUGAAGUGAACGAUUCUAUUGAUCUCUAUACGUCCGUGAUACAUCCAGUUCUCGGAUUCUUGGACAUCGAGAGUCUUCGACGCCGAUGCCGUGAUCACUGGCAUGGAAAGCCCCAGGGCGCCGAUCUUGAGGCGGUCGUUUGUGGCGUCGUGGGAUUGGCAUCUCUCUUCUCUGGAGCGCUUAGUGAAGAGAGGGAGAUGAGGAUCGUCCUACAUGCCAAGGAGAUCCUUGAUGAUUCGUCCGUAAGCCGCUUCCCGAGUAUCGAUGUAAUCUCGGGAUGGAUAUUGCGCACGGUUUAUAUCCGAUCAACCAGUCGGCCCCAUAUGGCGUGGCUGUACAGCUGCAUUACGAUGCACCUUAUCGAGGCGGCUGGCUUACAUAGGGAGAUCGAAGGAGUCAUCCUGACGACGGACAGUGGGAAGAGGAUGAUCCAAGAGACCUGUGAUAUUCGGGAGCGGAUCGCCACAGUCGCGCGCUGCCUGAAUACCAUUAUCUCCUAUGAAUAUGGAAGAUCAAUGGUCGAUGUUGGGCCUAUAUCGCAAAAGAACAUCAUACCUCGACAAGGGGAUUUGACACUUCAGUUGUACGAGCUGGUGCGAGUGCUUCCGCCGGAUGAUACCAACCAGGAUCCUCUAGUACGGAGACUCGAGCUGAGCGCUGCGUUGGGAAGAUUGUUUGCGAUUUCCACAGAUCAUGAAUUCCUCACACUAGUGAAGACAGAUCUCUGCCUGUGCAUCUACCGCCGGCUCCGACUCCUGGACCUGGGCGUGAAGCAGGAACAGCUAGAGCAGGUCAUUGCGGCGGGGACCGCAGCUUUACCAGCUGCACGCAACCUGGUUGCACGCAAACAUCCAUGGUGGAACGCCAUCGGGACAGUCUUCCAAUUCGUCUGCGUUCUGCUCGCCAUCGACAGCUCUGAGAGUCUGUCAGUGAUCCCGGACGCCAUGCAGACACUGAAGACUAUAGCAAAGCAAUUAAAUACCCAUCUAGCGAUGGAGGCACUCAACACGGCCCGAGGCCUGGUUCGCGCUUUGACAGAAAAGAAGCGAAGAGACAUCAACAUCCUCGAAAAGCUCAGCGAGGCUACCGACAAUGAUACAAAUCUUACGACGACUAAUACCACUACUGCUAACAAUAAUAAUAAUGACGAUGACGACCCUGAUAGACAGCAACAGCAGCAAUGGCCUGGGCCUGCGUCUCUUGACAUGAUGGACGGGGACUGGAACUGGGACGCAUAUUUCCAGCCUCCAUACUCGACGAUGUCGCCUUUUCUAGACAUGAGAUCGUGGCUGUGA
Molecule: messenger RNA, 1893 nt
Organism: Rasamsonia emersonii CBS 393.64
Lineage: Eukaryota; Fungi; Ascomycota; Eurotiomycetes; Eurotiales; Trichocomaceae
Product: C6 transcription factor
Exons: 1
Coding region: 1-1893 (630 amino acids)
Biological process (GO): DNA-templated transcription; response to xenobiotic stimulus; regulation of DNA-templated transcription
Molecular function (GO): DNA binding; zinc ion binding; DNA-binding transcription factor activity, RNA polymerase II-specific
Source: RefSeq, a predicted model, not a curated record